GACUAUUUUUUUUUUGCAUUCAGUAUUCUAACGACAGACAGGCGAGCCACUAACAAGUUUUUCAAAUUUCGAUAUAUGCAAAUUAAUGUUAUCGUUAAUAUAUAGAAAAUUAAAAUACUUCCGAGCUCUAUUGUAUGAUUUCUUUAUCUUUAGCCUAACCUCUCAUUGGUAUCGAGAAGUGCUCCUAGAGUGCCCUGUGGGUACCAGAAUGCUGGAUGUGGGCAUUGGUACCGCAACAAGCCUCAUCGACAAUAGCCAUAUUCUUUUCAGCAAACACAUAAGCGUCGUAGGCGUAGAUUACGACUUGGAUUAUGUCAAAAGAGCCAAAAUCAACAUAGCAAAAAACGGCAACUUACAAUAUGUGGUGCGCGUUAAGCAUGCUAAUAUACAUGAUUUCAACGCAGACUUCUCCGAAAAAUUUGAUGUCAUCUAUUUCUCUGGAAGUUUUAUGGCGAUUAAAAACCAAACUGAAGCCCUACGACACUGCACGCGCAUGUUGCGUGACCCCACCUCAAAGGCACAAGAUGAAUGUACUAUUUUUUUUAGCCAAACAUUCGAGAAGCGCACGCUGUUAGGAAAUUACGUAACACCUUUCAUAAAACAAUUUCUGAAAUUCUUGACCACUAUAGAUUUCGGUAUAGUAACCUAUGAGGAUGACUUUAGGGAUGUUUUAGAGCGAGCUGGUAUUGAAAUUUUAAGGUUCAAGACGCUGAAAAAUUCAUACAUCAGGUCCCAAGCUAUAGUAAUGGCUCAUCCAAAGCUAUGCAAAGUGGAUACAUGAACUUUUUAUUUUAUUUCCAUUGAAGGGUAUAAGUUUUUAAAAUUAUUUUUUACUAUUUUCUAUUAAUUACUCUCAUAAGGGAGUUUUGAAGUAUCAGAAAUGAUGUAACCUAGAA
Messenger RNA from Phytomonas sp. Hart1, 896 nucleotides. The record is from the annotation of a GenBank genome assembly. NCBI's taxonomy places the organism in Eukaryota, Euglenozoa, Kinetoplastea, Trypanosomatida, Trypanosomatidae.